GAAUGCUACCGACACUUGGCUCCCGAAUCUACAGCUUCGGAUUCUCCCGAGCCUAAGCUGUGUCCUCUGACAAGUGACAAUCACUCACUCACUCUCUCUCUCUCUCUAUCCUUCUACUAAGCAUGAAACCAAACUCUUUGGUUAGUGCUCUGCUAUUUCUGUUUGGCUGGCAUCACUCCCAGACUCGGUCACUGCGAAAACCGCUUUCUUUUUUGCCUUUUUUCUGUCACUGACUAACUUUCUCGAUCUUCUCUUUCCAUCUCUAAGUUUCCCAGUUUCGGGUUUCUUCCGUUUCAUGCGUUGUUUGCACUUUUCCGUUUCGUGAAUUAGCUUCUGGUUUUUUGUUCUUUCUCUCGAUAAGCUCGCUUUUUCUUCCCGGCCCAUUAAACUAAAUCACGAGAAGAAAAAAGAAAUUUCGCCUUUUCAACCUGAAUUAUGUACAAGAUUUAGUAACGCUAAAUUGGGUGUCACUGAUUUCAUCUUUUCUAUCGUAACUUUUAUCUCAAUUACGGAAAACGACAACGAAAUAUGAUCCACGCUAAAUCCGACUCCGACGUGACGAGUCUAGACCCGUCGUCGCCGAGAUCACCAAAACGACCGGUUUACUACGUACAGAGCCCAUCGAGGGAUUCCCACGAUGGCGAUAAAUCGUCUUCGAUGCAAGCCACGCCGGCCUUUAACAGCCCCAUGGAGAGUCCUUCCCACCCCUCCUACGGUCGCCACUCGAGAACGUCCUCCGCUAGUCGAUUUUCCGGAAACUUCCGGUCGUCUUCCGACCGGAAAGUGGGCCGGAAGAGAAACGAGAAGGGCUGGCCCGAGUGUGAUGUGAUCGAAGAAGAAGGGAACUACGACGAGUUUUAUCGGGACAAAGGAGUGACCAGGCGGUGCCAGAUUCUGCUUGCUUUGCUUGGCUUUGUUCUGAUAUUCUCUAUUUUCUGUUUAAUUCUCUGGGGAGCUAGCAGGCCUUAUAAGGCUAGGAUCACUCUCAAGUCAUUGACUGUGCAUAAUUUUUACUUUGGGGAGGGAUCAGACAUGACUGGAGUCCCAACAAAGUUGCUGACAAUGAACUGUUCGGUAAGAAUGAGUGUGUACAAUCCUGCUACAUUCUUCGGCAUCCAUGUGACCUCCUCUCCUGUUAUCCUUAUGUAUUCGGAGAUCGCAAUUGCUAAAGGCCAGUUGAAGAAGUACUAUCAGCCAAGGAAGAGCCACCGGACGGUGUCUGUGAAUCUUCAAGGAAUAAAGGUGCCUCUAUACGGGGCAGGAGGGAGCUUGGCAGUCUCAGACAGCGACAGUGAAGUUCCGAUGACGCUGUUGUUUGAAGUACGGUCAAAGGGUCAUGUGGUGGGGAAGUUGGUAAAGUCAACUCACCGAAGACGCAUAACUUGUUCUCUUCACAUUGAUUCUCACAAAUCCAAGCCCAUCAAGUUUAAGCACGAUUCUUGUAUGUUUGAGUAAUUAAUUAUUAUGACAGCACUUCGUUUCUUUAGAGAGACAAUUAAUCUUUCUAGAGUUUUGUGUUCCCCUCAUAGUAGUUGGUCGAAUUGCUGAGAUUAAAUUCAUUGAUAUAUUGAUACGAAAGAGAGACAGAGAUUGGCAAUUAGUGAUUUUGAGUCGUGUAUUGUCACCUGCGUUGAGAAGAUUCUUGUCUCAAUCUUUGUAGUAAUAAGCUGAUACAAUCUUUGUAGUAA
This is a messenger RNA of Humulus lupulus (European hop), 1688 nucleotides long. RefSeq lists its product as uncharacterized. Bases 529 to 1455 code for a protein of 308 amino acids. The record is from RefSeq and is a predicted model, not a curated record. Lineage: Eukaryota; Viridiplantae; Streptophyta; Magnoliopsida; Rosales; Cannabaceae. The transcript has 3 exons.